AUGUCCAUAGAGAAACCGUUAUUAGAUUUGGUGUUCCUGUGUUCCUCAGCUGGAGGCUCUUACCGUGGACAGCAACAACAAAAUGCAUCACGAACAUCAGAUCACAUGGUGACUUCAAUGCCACCAUCUGCACUACCACGUCCACCGGCUUUCAUAAGGAGCAACAGCAGUUGCGACUCUGACUCAACAUACUCAGACCAUCCAGUUCUUCCUCCACCAUCUCCAAGGCUAGGCAUUAAUCAAAACACUUUCACUUACGAGGAGCUCUCUAGAGCAACCAAUGGAUUCUCUGAGGCCAAUUUGUUAGGACAAGGCGGGUUCGGAUACGUGUUCAAAGGAACUUUGUCAAAUGGAAAAGAUAUUGCUGUCAAACAGUUGAAAGCAGGGAGUGCUCAAGGAGAGAGAGAGUUUCAGGCAGAGGUUGAGAUCAUUAGCCGAGUUCACCACAAGCAUUUGGUUACUCUUGUCGGUUAUUGCAUCAUGGGUGCUCAAAGAUUGCUUGUCUAUGAGUUUGUUCCCAACAACACUCUCGAUUUUCACCUCCAUGGGAAGGGACGGCCUCCUUUGGAAUGGAGCUCAAGAUUGAAGAUUGCUGUUGGUUCUGCCAAAGCACUGUCUUAUCUUCAUGAAAAUUGCAAUCCUAAAAUCAUUCACCGUGAUAUCAAGGCGGCAAACAUACUGAUGGAUUUCAAGUUUGAAGCUAAGGUUGCUGAUUUUGGCCUUGCCAAGAUUGCUUCUGAUACAAACACUCAUGUAUCUACACGCGUGAUGGGAACUUUCGGGUAUUUAGCUCCGGAAUAUGCUGCAAGCGGAAAGCUCACAGAAAAGUCAGACGUUUUCUCAUUUGGCGUUGUACUUUUGGAGCUAAUAACUGGCCGUCGUCCUGUCGAUGCAAACAAUGCCUAUGUAGAUGACAGCUUGGUUGACUGGGCACGACCAUUGCUUAACCGAGCAUCUGAGGAAGGAGACUUUGAUGGUUUGGCUGAUACAAAGAUGAAUAAUGAGUAUGAUAGAGAGGAGAUGGCUCGCAUGGUUGCUUGUGCUGCAGCUUGCGUUCGCCAUUCAGCUCGCCGCAGACCUCGCAUGAGCCAGAUUGUGCGCGCGUUAGAAGGAAAUGUAUCGCUAUCAGAUCUGAACGAAGGGAUGAGACCGGGCCACAGCAACGUAUACAGCUCAUAUGGAGGAAGCACAGAUUACGACACGAGCCAAUACAAUGACGACAUGAAGAAGUUUAGGAAAAUGGCACUCGGAACUCAAGAGUAUGGCACGACCGGGGAGUACAGUAAUCCAACCAGUGAAUAUGGACUGUACCCAUCUGGCUCGAGCAGUGAGGGUCAAGCCACAAGGGAAAUGGAGAUGGGGAAGAUUAAAAAAACCGGUCAAGGUUACGGUGGACCCUCUCUUUAA
Arabis nemorensis is the source of this 1407-nucleotide messenger RNA. Lineage: Eukaryota; Viridiplantae; Streptophyta; Magnoliopsida; Brassicales; Brassicaceae. The record is from the annotation of a GenBank genome assembly.